Messenger RNA from Perca fluviatilis (European perch), 1445 nucleotides. RefSeq names its product ER lipid raft associated 1 (gene erlin1). Gene Ontology annotation, molecular function: cholesterol binding; ubiquitin protein ligase binding. Gene Ontology annotation, cellular component: endoplasmic reticulum; endoplasmic reticulum membrane. Lineage: Eukaryota; Metazoa; Chordata; Actinopteri; Perciformes; Percidae. The record is from RefSeq and is a predicted model, not a curated record. The transcript is spliced from 12 exons. Gene Ontology annotation, biological process: SREBP signaling pathway. Bases 199 to 1197 code for a protein of 332 amino acids.
AAACCCAUAGAAGAAGAAGGAAGUUGUGGGAAGCGGGGUGAGGGGGAUUGGACGUUGAAUGAUAAGACCAGAAAGGGAUAGCUACGGUUCGAUCGCAGUGGUAGGGUUCAUUUUAUUUAUCAUAAACCAGCCUUUUGUUUUAACGCGUACAUAUUAAUACUUUUAUUUCAGCUUUGUGACAGGUGAGUACUAGCGAGGAUGACGAUGCCGCACAUAGGGGCAGUAUUUGGAGCAAUAGCAGGAGUGAUGGCCAUCAUGUUGCACUCCUCCAUUCACAAGGUAGAAGAAGGACACCUUGCUGUGUACUACAGGGGUGGGGCAUUGCUGACUUCUCCCAACGGUCCUGGAUAUCACAUCAUGCUGCCUUUCAUUACCACCUACAGAUCAGUGCAGACUACUCUCCAAACUGAUGAGAUCAAGAAUGUGCCCUGUGGAACAAGUGGUGGUGUGAUGAUCUAUUUUGACAGAAUAGAAGUUGUUAACAUGCUGGUCCCUUCAGCAGUGGUGGACACUGUGAGGAACUACACGGCAGAUUAUGACAAAACUCUCAUUUUCAACAAGAUUCACCAUGAACUCAACCAGUUCUGCAGUGUACACACACUACAGGAGGUAUACAUUGACUUGUUUGACAUUAUAGAUGAGAACAUGAAGACUGCUUUGCAGAAAGAUCUUAAUGUUAUGGCACCUGGACUUACAAUACAGGCAGUCCGUGUUACCAAGCCAAAGAUCCCUGAAUCUAUCAGGAGGAACUUUGAACUCAUGGAAGCAGAGAAGACUCGUCUGUUAGUCACGGCUCAGACUCAGAGGGUGGUGGAAAAGGAAGCAGAGACUGAAAGGAAGAGGGCCAUUAUUGAGGCUCAGAAAGUGGCCCAGGUAGCAGAGAUCCACUUCCAACAGUUGGUGAUGGAGAAAGAGACGGAGAAGAGGAUCUCUGAAAUAGAGGAUUCUGCCUUCCUGGCAAAGGAGAGGGCUAAGGCUGAUGCAGAAUAUUACACUGCUGCCAAGAUAGCCGAAGCAAACAAGGUGAAGUUAACCCCAGAGUACCUGGAGCUGAUGAAGUACCAGGCCAUAUCAGCUAACAGUAAGAUCUACUUUGGCCAGGACAUCCCUAACAUGUUUGUAGAGGGAACCAACAACCCCCCUAAGUCUGUGCGCGCCCCUAAUCUGCCCAAUGCUCAACAAGUGAAGCCAGAGUGAGUCCAAAGCUCUGCCUCUGCACAGGACAGGAGAACCUGAUGAGGACUUGUCUUGUCUGUGAGAUAGAGAGCUCUGAACUGAAGAUGGUGGGUGGGAAAGCUUUGCAGCUAGUUUGGUUAAACGCAUUUUAGUCUUAAAUCUAAAUGGCAAAGAACAAGUGGGAAAAUGUAAGGACAAGCAGAAGUGAAAGCUAGGAAAGGCAAGACAAAAGGGAAUUAUUCGUGACUUCCACUCUUUUUUUGGAGGCG